CAGCCUGAGGGUUCUCCUUUCCAUGAAAGGAAGGACUCUGAUUGGUUGAUUUUCUUACACGUUAUGCAAAAGCCUGUGCUCUCGGCUCUUGCCCUAUAAUACAGUCAGUACGUAGCUUCCACUGCUGCAGAUAAAGAGAAAGCUCUCUGAAGCGAGCGAUCAGUUCUGAACGCUUGAAGACGCGGAUACGUGAAUACGAUUGGAAGACAAAGAGAGGUGCAUAGUUCUUGGUUGUUUCAUUAAUAUCGACUGGCCGCCAUUUUUAUUCUUAAUGAUCAGAAAAACAAGGAACGAAAACUUUUCGCGAGAGGAGAAGGAAUUCGUCGUUCGAUUUGUGAACGAGCAUCUGAAAAUCUUGGAGAACAAGAGCAACACUUCGGAAGUGUACUUGAAAAAGCGCGACAAAUGGCGGGAGUUAACAGAGAAACUGGAGGCAUUCGGGGUCGUAAGAGACUGGAAGGAAGUGCGACAUGCAUAUCAAAGAUGGAAGUGGUUUGCCAGAAGGAACAUCACUGCUUUACAAAAAUGGGGCGACAAUAUACCAACGAGUAUGUCACCAACGGAAUUUGAUUAUAUGAUAUAUAAUGUAUCCUCUCAAAAAUUUGAGGAUGAUGAGAGUAAUUUUUCGAACGAAUUCGAAAAUAAUCAUGUUACGAACGAGUAUGAUGAAUUAUCCAAUGUAUCACCUUCUUUUGAUACAAACAGUGGCUCUUAUGUUUCUCACCCACUUCAAUUCACUGAGAAACCUAUAGAAUAUACAAAUGAAAUAUUAGAUAAUUUGAAGAUAAAAAUGGAACAGACUGAUGAAGAUUUACCAAAGACAUGCGAGAAAACAAGAAUUGACAACACUGGUGUGCAAAGUACAAGUGUCCCGGCAAAUUCGACAAAUGUUACGAAUGUAUCCAGAAAAUCAUCUUUCGAUGUUGCCGAAUUCGUGCCGAAUAAGAACCAGAAAAUCUCUUCUAACAAUGAUCAAAAAGCUAACAAUGGAACAUCUAAUAACGUUAAUAGUAAUAUUGAAUAUAAAAGGCGAGAAAACUUAUUAAAAUUGAAACUUCUUCGCACUCAGCUUAAUAGAGAAAUUAGAGAAGAAGAGGAGAGCAAAAUCAGAAUGGAACAAGAAAAAAUCAAGCUAAAUAUAUUAAAGUUACAAUUAAAAAGAGAACGAAUACUUCUGAAAAAUAUGCAAAGUUCUUCCUAACAUGAAAGGCGUAUAAAAUAAUAAAUGUACAAA
Trachymyrmex cornetzi is the source of this 1234-nucleotide messenger RNA. RefSeq lists its product as uncharacterized. Lineage: Eukaryota; Metazoa; Arthropoda; Insecta; Hymenoptera; Formicidae. The record is from RefSeq and is a predicted model, not a curated record. The coding region runs from base 272 to 1201 and encodes 309 amino acids. The transcript has 5 exons.